Molecule: messenger RNA, 3572 nt
Organism: Tarenaya hassleriana
Lineage: Eukaryota; Viridiplantae; Streptophyta; Magnoliopsida; Brassicales; Cleomaceae
Product: zinc finger protein 62 homolog
Exons: 2
Coding region: 663-1808 (381 amino acids)
Source: RefSeq, a predicted model, not a curated record
GCUUUAACCAAAAAAAAAAAAGGUAUUCUUUUGGUGAAAAAAAAGCCUAAGCCACGAUUUUUUUAAAAAAAAAACUUGCAUAAGCCGUGAAGAUAGCCACGGCAGAGCGAGUAUGGAAGUUUUGUACGCGCGAGAGUGGGGGUUAAUAAAUAUACGAGCAGUUUGCUUCCCUCGCAAGAAAUUUUCUGUGCUCUCCCUCUCUUGGAGCGACAGAGACAAGUUUUUUGUGUUCUAGGGUUUGUCUUGGACCAGUUUGGAUCUUCUUCUUCCUCGUACAGACACACCAAUCGUGGGACUUUUGCUUCGGUGAGGUUGAUCGAUCUCUGCAGUUUCUUCUUUAUCUGUGUCUGUCUUUUACUUUCUCCUGUUUCUUCGUGAAGCCUUUACAUUUUCUCGGGAAAGUGAAGGAAAAUCUCUGCCUUUUCCCCUUUUAGGACAAAAAUGUUUUUUUUUCUGGUCACCUGAUCCUUUUCCGUUUCCCGCUCAAUAACUGGAACUUCAGGAUUUUUCUUUUCAUUGUUCCCGAGAACGUUAGGGUUUUUUUCUCUCGUGGUUUCGAGCUUUGGGUUUACUCUGUUUGGCUCUAACGAAUCAGUGAUUAAACAGGAACAAGAACUGAAGCUUCGUCUUAACUUGUCUUGUUAGUGUCCUUGGUGGUCAACAUGACGAGUUCAGACCAUGGCCUAAGCUUCUGUCCUAAGAAGUCCCGAAAUUUUCAGAGCCUUUGUGUUUGUAAUGUCUGCGGAAAAGAGUUCCAGUCUCCAAAAUCUCUGUAUGGUCACACGAGGAUCCAUUCUAAUAGAUUGAUUCCAUGCAAAGUUUGCGGGGAAGAGUUCUCUUCCGUGAAAUGUCUGAUCAAUCACAUGGUCUUGCACCGGGUUUUGGUUCCUGAUGAGCCCAGGAUUUGUUCGAUUGCUGAGAAGAGUUUCGAGGAGACAAAAUCCUUAAAUCUGGUAAUGGGAGAUGGAUCUCUCAUGAACAAGUCUUCCUGUGUUACUGAGAUUGAGCAAGAAGAGAUGGAAGAAGUUGCCAUGAGUUUGAUCAUGCUGUCUGAAGGUCUUCACGACCUGGAUUCUUCCGGAAAUGUUUCUCGGGGCGAUGAAUCUGUCGCCUUGGAGGUGAAAUCAUGGAAUUCGAAGAGAGUGGAGAGUGAAGAACAUUGCUCUUUCGAUUCCCCAACUCUUUAUAAUAAUCACGACAAGAUCAAACCUGGAAUGGAUGAACCUCUAAUGGAUAGUUCUGAGGUGAAGCUGAAGUCCAGUGGAUUGCAGACUCAUUCGGGUUACAUCAAGUCUAGUUCUUACACGAUGCUUUCUUCUUCUUCUACGAGUGACAGAUCGAAGAAAAAAUCACUAAAGAAAUCUGGAUAUAGAUGCAAAACAUGCCACAAGGUUUUCAGCAGUUAUCAUGCUCUUGGUGGCCACCAGACCCUUCACAGAUCAGAAAGACGCCACUGCAUGUCUAAAAACCCAAACUUUGAUGGUAAUGCAUUCCCUGGUCAGAUUGUUUCUGAAGUUUGUAAGACCGGUUCUCAGAUUAACAAGGACGAGGCAGCGGAAUCGCAAGAAAAUUCUCCAGGGAACUCUGGAUAUAUAUGCAAGACAUGUGGCAAGUUUUUCAGCUGUUCUAAGUCUCUUGGGGGCCACCAGGCCCUUCACAGAUCAGAAAGCCGGCGUUUUAUGGCUAAGAAUGCGAACCUUAGAGGCAAUUCAUUGUUUGGCUCGGCUACCUCUGAAGUCGGUAAGACUGGUACUGAUACCAACCAGCAUGAAUUCGAUGAGAAUGUGACAGAACUGAGAAACAUUUGAUCGGAAAGAGCACUAGUGCUUGAUUUGUCUGAAAGCCUUUGAUACUGACCACGUUAUCGGAGUUCAUAUGGUGCAGCCUCUGACCAAAGUGUUCGAGAUUACAACAGUAAGGGACGAGAGAAUAGUGCUUUAUUAGAUUCACUGAAUCUUUGGACAAAUGGAUUAGGAUGAGCAAUGGUAAGGGCAGUCACAGGUAAUUAGAGACUGAAACCUUUGGGGAUGAUGUCGAGGUUUGGUCUUUUUGCAGUUUUUCUACUGUUUCAAGUUUUACAUUAGUUAAAAGGAUGCAUACAUGAAGACACCAGCUUUGUUCUUGUCUGAAACACUGAUUUUUCCUGUUGUUUCUGAAAAUUCUUUGCUUCAAACAUCAGUUCUCCUGUUGAUUCUCUGUUUGCUUUUGUCAAACCAUCAGAACUAAAGAAUGAUCAUUAAGUGGAUAAGUUUAUGGUAAAUCGGAUUUGUAACCUUUCCGUGUAACCCAAAAGGACAAUUCAGAGAUUUUCCCAUCCAACCGGAUCCAGUGAGACAGUAAUCGUACAGUUUUUUUUCCUUUUUGAAAAUCAAGAAGAAAAAGAUCGGAAUUUUUAUUUUUCUGUUUGGGUAGACGGAAGACCAUACGCAUUUCGAGAGUUGGAAUCCAUCUUCCAUGGAAUACACGCAAUGGCAGCAGCCGCCGGCGACGGCGACCGUGGAAGUGAACCAGAUGGCGACGGCGGCGGAAGUGAACCAACCGGCUGUCGACGCAUACUACGCUUCCUAUUACGCUCAUCACGCUCCUGUUUCCGGGCAAACACAAAACCCUGACCCUAGUUCUGGUAUCGAUCCCAAAACCCAUGAAUCAUCGGCCACUGCGACGGCGACUCCGGUGCCGGGAGCUGAUGUUUCUUACGCCUCCGGGGGAUCAUACCCAGAUUCUUCUGCGGCGGCGUAUUAUGUAUUGGAUACGAAUCAGCAGCAGAACUGGUCAUGGGGAGAAUCGGUACAGCUUUAUGGUACGGACCCUCAUGGGCAUGCAGGAGCUAUGAACAGAUCGGUACAGCCUGCAGUUGCGUAUCCCGGCUCCUCAUGGACUAACCAUUUGGUUCAGGCUCAACUUAACGGUCUAACAUCUUUGAAGAACCACUCAAAGAAGGCAAAGAUUGUUCAGUCUGCAUACUGCGAAGUUUGCAAAGUCGAUUGUAACAGCCAAAAUGUGUUCGAGCAGCAUAAGUUGGGGAAGAAGCACCAGAAGAACCUGGAAAAAAUACGAGCGUGUUCGUCGACUAACAUGAGUUCUUCUGUGGUCGGACCAAGUGUCCCGAUGAUUGGGCCGCAAGAAAAUCCGGAUAAAAGCAAAGAGGCAACCAUCCGUAAAAAUGGGAGGAAGGCAGCUGAAUCCAUUGAAGAUCUGGAAACAAAGAGAAGAAAAGUUGUGGAAUGCGGUGCUGCAGUUGAGGCAAUUAGGUUGUGUACGAUAUGCAAUGUUGUUUGUAAUAGCGAUAAGGUUUUCCGUAAGCAUUUAGCUGGACAGAAGCAUGCCGCCAUGGCACUAAAGCUCACGGGUCAAACCGGGGUAGCCCCUGUCAACUAAAACGAGAUCAUUUGAGAAGCUGUUGGGAAGAAAGUGUGGAGUUUUCACAGGGCGAAAGCCUCUCAUGGAGGCAGGUUCCGCCAUUGUACAUAUAUAUAGAGAGAUUUAUCUUCACAUUUGUUGCAAUGAUCAUUUCAAGGUUAAGAGAUUGGGACGAUGAAGAAAAGCAUAUAAAACUGAAAUUUUAUUUCUUA